Molecule: messenger RNA, 894 nt
Organism: Ogataea angusta
Lineage: Eukaryota; Fungi; Ascomycota; Pichiomycetes; Pichiales; Pichiaceae
Exons: 1
Coding region: 1-894 (297 amino acids)
Cellular component (GO): cytoskeleton
Molecular function (GO): actin filament binding
Source: RefSeq, a predicted model, not a curated record
AUGACCACCACUGUCGAGACCACAAGCAGCUCGUCGCUUUCUGUUUCACUUCAGCUCCAAACGUCUGAGGAUUCGACCGCCAUCGCCAUGGGCGAUUUUGAGUAUCCGUACCGCAUACCAGAUAUCAAAGAUCCUUACAUCAAGAGAGACUGGCUGUUGAACCAAAUGGCUGGUGCGUUCAGGAUAUUUGCAAGAAAAGGCUUCAACGAAGGCCCUGCAGGUCAUAUAUCCGUUCGAGACCCGAUCGAGCCAAACACGUUCUGGAUAAAUCCACUAGGAGUUCACUUUUCUCUUCUCACCCCUAAAGACAUGGUCAGAGUUGACGAGCACGGAAAUUAUGUUGACGGAAACAAAGCCCCGAUUAAUCGUGCUGGCUUUAAGAUUCACUCUGCUGUGCACAAGGCACGGCCAGACUUGAACGUCGCAUGCCAUGUUCAUUCUGUCUGGGGAAAGGCUUUUUCGGCACUGGGGAAAAAACUCGACAUGCUGAACCAAGACGCAUGUAUUUUCUACAAGAACCACGAUGUCUACCGAAACUUUGGCGGAGUGGCAGUGGAAACCGAAGAGGGAGAAAACAUCGCCAAGGCUUUUGGGCCUACCAAUAGAGCCAUGAUCUUACAAAACCAUGGGCUCAUCACAGCUGGAUCCAAUGUUGGAGAAGCCUGCUAUUUGCUGUGCUUGAUGGAUAAAGCCUGUGAAACCCAGAUCAAGACAGACUCAGUCUACGCUUCAGGACUUUAUGACAGAAUUGUUAUCCCUGAUAAUGAGGCAUCCUUUACCUACAGAGUAACUGCCACUUCCGCUAACCUUUAUGCCUCUUUUUGCAGCGAUUACGAACUUGAAGUUCAGCUUUCCGAGGGAGUUCUAAAAUCCAUGACUUCUUAUCAUAAGUAG